GCAGAGCUCUGGCGAUGGAGCUGUCUGUAGUGGCACGUAGUCGCUAUGCGCUACUUGUGUACGUACAGUCUACAUAACCUCUAACACUGUAGCCAGCAUUGCCUCGACCCGUUUGUGUUUUAGCCUGUGUCUUUUCCUCUCCUGACCUCUACCUUAACUACCCACCUUGUCGCCGGCAAGAUACGCGCCUCCCGAAGAAGCUCCACAAUCCUCCAGACCCCAACACCAAGCUCCUCCACACGGCCGAGCACAUCCUCGCAUCGCAUCCCGCACUGAAACGCGUCCCAUACCUAGUUCCCCGCAGCCUCCGCCACUAUUGUCACGAGCUUCGGUCUUGCGCCCUCCAGGCAGCAGAGUAGGGCUGUGCAGCUGUCUCGAUGCCUUCUACGCACCACCCCUUCGCCUCGCCCAACGCCAUACCACCCCGCACCAGCUCGAGCGGCAUACUGAAUCUCAACGGGAAUAGCGUCAAACACCAGAGCAGCGUGCUCCGACCGCUGAGCGAGAUCGAUUGGCUGGGCCAGAGCAAGAAGAGCAAGACGAGCCAUUCUGCGGAACCGCUGAAUGCGCAUAUUCAACCACACCACACGCCGCAGAACAGCCUCGACCGAACGCAAUCCAUGACUGCGCAACCCCUGAGCAGUCCCCGGGCCAUGGACACGCAAACGAACACUGCUCCAUCCCCUGGAGCCCGGGCGAAUCUCGACGUCUCGACGUCCUACCCGACGCCCCUCUCCCCGCCCUCGGACCCCACAAAAGGCGUAGGCGAAGAUCUUAUCUAUGGGAAUGGCGUGGCGUGGACACAAGAGAAGGAGCGGAUAUUACUGGGGCCCUACGAUUAUCUGUGGGGACACCCGGGGAAAGAUAUACGCAGUCAGUGUAUUGCCGCGUUUAAUCUGUGGUUAAAGGUACCACCGGGACGGUUAGACGUUAUUACAGGCGUGGUGGGGAUGCUGCAUACGGCGAGUUUGCUUGUCGACGACGUAGAAGACUCGUCCCUACUCCGGCGCGGCAUCCCAGUCGCACACUCCAUCUUCGGCACUCCACAAACGAUAAACUCUGCGAAUUACGUAUACUUUAAAGCGCUGCAAGACCUCCUACGCAUGAACAAUCCUACGUUGAUCACCAUCUUUACCGAGGAGCUGCUCAACUUGCAUCGCGGGCAGGGCAUGGAUUUAUAUUGGCGGGAUAGCCUGACGUGUCCCAGUGAGGCGGAUUAUCUAGAAAUGGUGGGAAACAAGACGGGCGGCUUAUUCAGGCUGGCAAUCAAACUCAUGCAGGCUGAGAGCGCAGUAGAUGUAGACUGCACCCCGCUCGUCUCCACAAUAGGCCUCCUCUUCCAGAUCCUCGACGACCACCUCAACCUCUCCCCGACCUCGGAACUCCAAACCCUCAAAGGCCUCUGCGAAGACCUGACAGAGGGCAAAUUCAGCUUCCCCGUCAUCCACGCCAUCCGCGCCGACCCCUCGAAUCAAAUCCUCAUCAACAUCCUCAAGCAGAAGACCACCGAUGAAGAAGUGAAAAAGUAUGCCCUGAGGUACAUGGAGAGCAAGGGCAGCUUCGAGUAUAGUGCGCGCGUUAUUGAGGAGCUGAGGGGCAAGACGGGCGAGCAUAUUCAGAGUGUUGCGCUGGGGUUGGGGGACGAUGGGCGCGAGGGGGCUGAGGCGUUGAGGGCUAUGCUUGGGAGGUUGGUGUUGAGGUGACAGGAGGAGGGUGAAUGAAUGAAUGGAUGGAUGAAUUUUCAACAAAUUUUAGAGGAUUGAUUUGCUGGGCUUCGCAUAGCGUGGGUUUUCUGCUAGGUGUAUCGGUGCAUGCCUCUUCUCAGGGGCCCGUUAUGGAUUGUUUACAUGUCAUGUGCAGGAUGGCUGACGAUUUAUGAUCUGAUUGAUUUGAUUGAUUGUACACUUCUUUACCUCUCUUCCUCGAGGAAAUGAGCCUACGCUCAAGUCAAGCCAGAAGCUCAAAGCUGGGUUAUCCAAAUUCAUGUAUUUAUGUCCCUUCGCUUUCUGCGGACAAUACAACGCCGAAUGCUAUAGAAAAAGGACGCGGACAAGUCGAAGAAAGAAGAUUAUUGUAUAUACCUCGCAAGCUAGUCCAUGUAGUUGCGAAGUGCACCAAAAAAGGGAAAUGG
Messenger RNA from Cucurbitaria berberidis CBS 394.84, 2131 nucleotides. Its product is annotated as terpenoid synthase. Gene Ontology annotation, biological process: isoprenoid biosynthetic process. Lineage: Eukaryota; Fungi; Ascomycota; Dothideomycetes; Pleosporales; Cucurbitariaceae. Gene Ontology annotation, molecular function: prenyltransferase activity. The coding region runs from base 378 to 1703 and encodes 441 amino acids. The record is from RefSeq and is a predicted model, not a curated record. The transcript is spliced from 3 exons.